Molecule: messenger RNA, 1193 nt
Organism: Mytilus trossulus (common blue mussel)
Lineage: Eukaryota; Metazoa; Mollusca; Bivalvia; Mytilida; Mytilidae
Product: small ubiquitin-related modifier 3-like
Exons: 2
Coding region: 207-509 (100 amino acids)
Biological process (GO): protein sumoylation
Cellular component (GO): nucleus
Molecular function (GO): ubiquitin-like protein ligase binding; protein tag activity
Source: RefSeq, a predicted model, not a curated record
AUUUGAUUGGAUAAUUCUAUAAAUAAUUCUGUGAGUUAAAUCACUCAUCAUUAUCUUUAUAUCACCUAGGGUAAAGUUGGUUUAAUAUUCUACACUACAAAGUUGUCAUUACAAGAAGGCUGAACCAGAUCAUCCACUUUUUAUAAAAUAACAGACAAGCUUUUGAGAGACCUCUAGUCUUUGAUAAGAUCAUACGUUCAUCCACAAUGCCUGAAGAAACAGAUACACAACAGCCACAAGAAGAUGUCAAAACAGAAGGUGCAGGUAUAGAACAUAUAAACAUCAAGGUAACAGGUCAAGAUGGGAACACAGUUCACUUUAAAAUCAAACGUAAAACACCCUUACGUAAACUUAUGAAUGCCUACUGCGACAGAGCUGGGUUAACAUCAUCCAUGGUACGAUUCAGGUUUGAUGGAAAUCCAAUCAAUGAAACAGAUACACCAACAGAAUUAGAUAUGGAAGAUGGGGACUCCAUAGAUGUGUUCCAGUCACAAACAGGAGGAAAAUAAAACAAUGACUUAAAUUCAUUUGACAUCCUCGUCUUCUGACACAAGCUACCAGUGACUAUAGUCAAAAUCAUUCAUCCAAGACAGAUCUUUUAUAUCAUCAUUCAUAAUUUGUGAAGGAUCAGCAUCUUUAUCAUUCAUUCAACACGGAUCACUUAUUUUGACAAUGAACAUUUCAUCACAAUUCAUCUGCCAUUGAUCAUUUUCACCACUAUUCAUUUAACAAGGAUCAUAUAAAUCCUCAUUGCCAUUCAUUAGACAGAUCAUUCUUAUCACAAUUCAUGUGCCAUAUAUUUAUAAGAUCACUGUCAUCACCAUUUAUUUGGCAUAUCCAUUAAUCAUUACCAUUCAUAUUCAUAUUCAUUGUCAUUAUCAUAUACAUUGUCAGGAUUUCAUAAUCAUCAUCAUCAUAAUUAUUACAUUGUCAUAAUCAUAUUCAUCAUCAUUGUCACCAGCGUCAUCAUCGUGAUCUCAUAAUCAUCAUCAUCACAUUGUCAUUAUCAUUGUCAUAAUCAUCAAAAUCGUGUCAUCAUCAUUGUCAUAAUCAUCAUCAUUGUCAUAAUCAUCAAAAUCAUGUCAUAUACAUUGACAUGUACAUGUAAACUAAUGAACCUUACUAACUUGAUGUAAAAUUGAAUUGAAUAAACGUUUCAUUACAAAAUUGUAAUAAAUUGUAGUGGAUAUUUA